AUGAAAUCGGCAUCAAUGGUCACUCCGUGUAUAAUGGGAAUGGUGAUUAACGAUGUGUUUGCGCUGCAAUGCCUGUCAAACGAUUCUAAGACAAAAUUGCAGGCAACCAAGAAUUUAAAAACUUCCAUGGAUAGCAGAAUACAAAAUUAUCAAAAAGACAUGGAAACUAAAAUGAAGAAAUUAUUUGACGACAUGGGAUCUAUACGAACAGACAUGAAAAGUAAAAUUAAUAAACUGGUUGAUGAUAUUGAAUCUGUAGUUCAAAGUUGUCAGAGUGAGAAGAUACAAAUACAAUGGAAAGAAUACAAAGGGCAUUAUUACUUCUAUGGAAGGGAACGACUAACUUGGACUAAGGCUGAGCAACGAUGCAGGCAGAUUGGAGGACAUUUAGCAAAAAUAGACGACGAGGCAGAAAACAAAUGGAUAAUGGAUAACAGAACAGGUAAAAAUAAGGCCUUUGUACAAAAUCAUUUAUGGAUGGGACUAACAGACCUAAAGGAAGGAGAAUACCGAUGGAGUUAUGAUCAGACCAUAGCAAAAUAUAAACCAUGGUUUAGUGGAUGGGGAGGUAAAGGUUACUGA
Messenger RNA from Mytilus trossulus (common blue mussel), 582 nucleotides. RefSeq names its product asialoglycoprotein receptor 1-like. Bases 1 to 582 code for a protein of 193 amino acids. Gene Ontology annotation, molecular function: signaling receptor activity. The transcript is spliced from 5 exons. The record is from RefSeq and is a predicted model, not a curated record. NCBI's taxonomy places the organism in Eukaryota, Metazoa, Mollusca, Bivalvia, Mytilida, Mytilidae.